AUGGCGGCCGCCAGCAAGAAAGUGUCUCGUCACAUUCCCAACAUUCAUCAAUCUCACAGAAGAUCCGACAGACACUCAGAAAAAUCCCAUAAUAUCUUCUGCAAAGAUAAGUUCUACACAACAUCAACGGUUCGCCACUAUCCCAACACAGUCAUCAUCAUGAAUCCAUUUCUGAAUAUGCUCGACGACCUUCAAAUCGGAGUUCAAGCCUUGACCAAGGACUUGAAGUCGCGGGAUUUGGAUCAAGUCACUGAGCUUGUCGAUCUACUCAUGAAAGACAUGAAAAGUAUCGCAUCUGCAUUGAAGGACACCAAUACCGAGGAGCUCAACGACCCAAACCUUCUCCGGGAGCACCAAAAGCUCCUUCAGCUGACAGAGUUUGACGCUAAACUUGCUUACUCAGAGAUGGACCGCGACGAGGCAUUUAAAUAUCCUUGGAUGACUACAAACAACUGCGAAGACCGUUUCAAGACACUUGAACUCUCUAUUCAGCAUUUUGCCGACCACGCGGUUGAUGCUGGACCCAGCAUGCGCACCUGCACCCCGCCGUUCACAAAGCUUGUUGUAAUGCUUAGGGGUAUUGUGAUGGAAUAUCUCAAGUUUCGCCACCGUCGCAUCGUUAUGCAACUAGAUCAGGCGGUCGAAAUCAAGACGGAGGAGGGUCUAGACACGCAGGACCUAGACAAGGAUGAGGUGCUGAGCUACAAAGAGCAAUGGACUGACGCGCUGGUGCCGGAAUGGGAGAGCGGUGCUAUCCAGGUCAUCACGAUCGAACCCAAGAACCUGCUCAACUCUUCGUGGAAGGCCAACCAACUGUACGACGAGGAGAGUGGGCGUUCUAAUCAUCCUCUUCUUCAGUGGUGCAAGCUUGAUUUGAUGGAUCGUGAAGAGGGUGUUUUACAUUGGAGUCUUGGAGGUGUUGUUGCAUGGAGAUUCUAUGGGGAGAACGAGUGGAUGGAUCGCUCUGGCCAUGUCAUUGAUGAAACUGAGUACUAA
Molecule: messenger RNA, 996 nt
Organism: Fusarium subglutinans
Lineage: Eukaryota; Fungi; Ascomycota; Sordariomycetes; Hypocreales; Nectriaceae
Exons: 2
Coding region: 1-996 (331 amino acids)
Source: RefSeq, a predicted model, not a curated record